AUGACGGCCGAGAAAGAGGUUCCCCAGCUAUUGGGUACGACUUGCGAUCACGAAACAUUGCAGCACCCCAAGGAUCUCGGACGUUUUCGCCAGCCAUACGAAGAAAAGAUGCUCCCACGGCUGAAGCAGCGGCGUCCCACCGACCUACGGGCGGUUAUAAACGCCGACACAUUUCCCAACUUUGAGCAGCCAAAAUAUCAGCCCACGACCGCUGCCACACAAUUGCCUCAGCACUACCACAGCUCCCCCUCACAUGUUGCCACUCAAGUCCGAUCGGACAAUAACCCUUCGGUUUCUUCUAGGACUCGUGAGCAACCGACCCAAUUCCUGGUGCCGGUAGCCUCCCAUGCAAACAGCUCAAAGCAGGCCUCCAAUACACUCGGUGCUGAUCAUUAUUUUCAUGAAAAGCACGCCACAAUCAUCCUACCAUGUGUUUCGCCAGCCGCAGAUGACCUCAUCCUCAACACAUUCCAAUCAGCAGCAGUAUCCCACAGGUAUUUCUCUUGCUCCAUCGCAACCGGGUGGAUUGAGACGUUCAAAAGAUGUUCCUCCGACGACUAUGCCACAGGCAGCAACAGAGUUUGCGGAAAGAUUAUCGCGUUUCGCGAGCGGAAGAAGACUCGGGUAGAUGAGCUAGAAAAGAGGGUGGAGAUAUUGACAGAAGAGCGUGAUCAUUAUCGGGGUUUAUAUUAUCAGUUGAAGGAGAGCAGAGACAUCAAACACUCAAUCAGCCUCCCUUCACUCACGCUGGCGAUGUCUUGA
This is a messenger RNA of Histoplasma mississippiense, 762 nucleotides long. RefSeq lists its product with no specific name. The coding region runs from base 1 to 762 and encodes 253 amino acids. The transcript has 2 exons. The record is from RefSeq and is a predicted model, not a curated record. NCBI's taxonomy places the organism in Eukaryota, Fungi, Ascomycota, Eurotiomycetes, Onygenales, Ajellomycetaceae.